Knipowitschia caucasica is the source of this 1371-nucleotide messenger RNA. NCBI's taxonomy places the organism in Eukaryota, Metazoa, Chordata, Actinopteri, Gobiiformes, Gobiidae. The record is from the annotation of a GenBank genome assembly.
AUGGGACCUGAGGCUGUAGCAGCAUAUUUUCUCCUCUGCUGUUUCCUGGGAGUUAACGGUAUCGACUCAGAGAGAUUUAUCCAGACCAACAAAGACCUCGUCCUCGAUAUAAAGCCACCAGACAAAAAUGACACAUUUGACUGGAAAUUUAACCCCAGCAAAAAUAUAUGUCCAGCUCAAAGACAGUGGGAGAUACACAGCUGUGUCGUCUGGACACAAUUCUCCUCCAACAGUCUCCAACCGUCUCCUCCAACAGUCUCCUCCAACAGUCUCCUCCAACAGUCUCCUCCAACAGUCUCCAACCGUCUCCUCCAACAGUCUCCUCCAACCGUCUCCUCCAACCGUCUCCUCCAACCGUCUCCUCCAACAGUCUCCAACAGUCACCUCCAACAGUCUCCUCCAACCGUCUCCUCCAAAAGUCUCCUCCAACAGUCUCCUCCAACAGUCUCCUCCAACAGUCUCCUCCAACAGUCUCCUCCAACCGUCUCCUCCAACAGUCUCCUCCAACAGUCUCCUCCAACAGUCUCCUCCAACCGUCUCCUCCAACAGUCUCCAACAGUCACCUCCAACAGUCUCCUCCAACCGUCUCCUCCAAAAGUCUCCUCCAACAGUCUCCUCCAACAGUCUCCUCCAACAGUCUCCUCCAACAGUCUCCUCCAACCGUCUCCUCCAACAGUCUCCUCCAACAGUGACUCCUCCAACAGUCUCCUCCGACAGUCCUCCUCCGACACAGUCUCCUCCAACCGUCUCCUCCAACAGUCUCCAAACAGUCUCCUCCAACAGUCUCCAACAGUCUCCCUGAACAGUCACAGUCUCCUCCAACAGUCUCUCCAACAGUCUCCUCACAGUCUCCAGUCCUCCUCCAACCGUCUCCUCCAACCGUCUCCUCCAACCGUCUCCUCUCCAUACAGUCUCCUCCAACCGUCUCCUCCAACCGUCUCCUCCAACAGUCUCCUCCAACAGUCUCCUCCAACAGUCUCCUCCAACAGUCUCCUCCAACCGUCUCCUCCAACCGUCUCCUCCAACAGUCUCCUCCAACAGUCUCCUCCAACAGUCUCCUCCAACCAUCUCCUCCAACAGUCUCCUCCAACAGUCUCCUCCAAACAGUCUCCUCCAACUGUCUCCUCCAACAGUCUCCUCCAACCGUCUCCUCCAACAGUCUCCUCCAACUGUCUCCUCCAACAGUCUCCUCCAACAGUCUCCUCCAACAGUCUCCUCCAACCGUCCUCCUCCAACCGUCUCCUCCAACUGUCUCCUCCAACAGUCUCCUCCAACAGUCUCCUCCAACAGUCUCCUCCAACAGGAACCACAGUUUUACAGAUGAACCAACAGAAACACGUCACCAUCAGUAGAGUUCUGUCAGACACAUGA